Molecule: messenger RNA, 898 nt
Organism: Magallana angulata
Lineage: Eukaryota; Metazoa; Mollusca; Bivalvia; Ostreida; Ostreidae
Product: multiple epidermal growth factor-like domains protein 11
Exons: 7
Coding region: 1-750 (249 amino acids)
Molecular function (GO): scavenger receptor activity
Source: RefSeq, a predicted model, not a curated record
AUGAUUAAAACUUGUGUGCUUAGAACUAUAAUUCUUUAUCUCUCUAUCUGUUGUGUCCACAGUGAUUCAUAUGGAAUGAAACCAAAUGGAGAUUGUUUAUUUAAUUCCUACAAUGAUGGUGAUCUAUGCAGAGAUUGUCCGUCAGGCUAUUCCGGAAAAAACUGCACUGAUAAGUGUAAACAUCCUACGUUUGGACUUUUGUGUUCAGAAACAUGUAACUGUCAAGUUUGCCAUCAUAUAUUAGGUUGCAUUUCAACUGCAGUAAACACAGCAGAUGCAUCAACCAAAGCGCUCACCGGGACAUCAUUCACCUUUACAGAACAACCAGACGGAGAAUGUUUGUACAAUUCCUACAAAGAUGGUGAUGUGUGCAGAGAUUGUCCGGCAGGAUAUUUCGGGAACAACUGCACUGAUAAGUGUGAACAUCCUGCGUUUGGAUUUUUGUGUUCAGAAACAUGUGAAUGUCCAGUUUGCCAUCAUAUUGAAGGUUGCAUAUCGACAGCAAAUUCAACAGAUUUUGUUCAGGAAAACAAAACAACAAACCGACCAGAAAAUCAACCAGAAAAAUUGCCGAAUUCAAGACUUAUGACUCGGGAGAUAAUCAUAUCAACUGGAGUAGUGAUUAUAAUUGUUUUACUAAUUGUCAUCCUAUUCACAAUGUGCAAUGGUUUUACCUCAGCAAAUGUAAAUGGGAACUGUCAUUGCUGUGAAAAGGUUCAAGUGGACAAUGUUUAUUCUGAGAUCAGUUGAUGAAGGAUCUAAAAAGUCAAAUCCAUCAACUUUCUUACUCAAAAGUUAUCCCACUGAAACUUAUUUGAUUUUACAAGGGUGGACUGAAAGUUCUAUAUGAUUAUACAGAUUGAUAAUUCAGAAACAAUUCAAAUAUGAUUACGUGAAA